CGUCGAGUUGUUGAUCUGCGCUUGUAAAGGUGACAUUUCCUUCUCCGCUUUGGAAGAAUUUUCAAAUUCCGGAAGCUUCUUAGUUCUCCAUCUCAUCCUCGCGUUCUUGCGCCGUUUGCGUGCUGGGAACCGCAGAUCCAGGUGAAAUUCGGGAGAGCCAGAGAUUUCUACGUCUUCGUUCGAUUGAUCCAUGAAUCCUAGAAGGGACCAUCGUGGGACAAGAAGUUCCGUCUUCGAUGGAAUCGAAGAGGGUGGGAUCAGGGCUGCACCAUCGUACUCCCACGAAAUCGAUGAACACGAUAAUGAACGAGCCUUGGAUGGAUUGCAAGACCGAGUCAAUCUUCUGAAACGGUUAUCUGGUGAUAUAAAUGAAGAGGUGGAGACCCACAACCGCAUGCUUGACAGAAUGGGAAAUGAUAUGGAUUCGUCAAGGGGAAUCCUCUCAGGAACCAUGGACCGAUUCAAAACGGUGUUUGAGACAAAAUCAAGCAGACGAAUGUUGACACUCGUGGCGUCGUUCGUGGCUCUAUUCCUAGUCGUAUACUAUCUUACCCGUUAAUCCGCAGCGUAAAAAGGGCUCUUGAUCUUCAUCGUGCUUUUGAAGCUGAAUGAUAGUUGUUCACUCGGUUCACGGCUCUUACAAGAUAUAUACAUAUCAUAUAUAUCCGUUUUGUAAUGGCUAUUAUGCUUUCAGUGUUAGAUAGAUAUAGUCGUGGGGGAUGAUAAUACAGUGGUGUUCAUACGAAUGGAAAAGAACAUAAGACCCGUUUCGAGUUUUUCGGAGAUAUAUCUGUAUAUUGUCCAAACAUUUACGAGGAAUAAAAACAAUAGUGGGCCGUUGGUUGUGUCGUUA
This is a messenger RNA of Tarenaya hassleriana, 853 nucleotides long. RefSeq names its product bet1-like SNARE 1-1. Bases 191 to 559 code for a protein of 122 amino acids. The transcript has 5 exons. The record is from RefSeq and is a predicted model, not a curated record. Lineage: Eukaryota; Viridiplantae; Streptophyta; Magnoliopsida; Brassicales; Cleomaceae.